This is a messenger RNA of Suncus etruscus (white-toothed pygmy shrew), 1219 nucleotides long. RefSeq names its product matrix AAA peptidase interacting protein 1 (gene MAIP1). Gene Ontology annotation, biological process: protein insertion into mitochondrial inner membrane from matrix; inner mitochondrial membrane organization. The coding region runs from base 26 to 910 and encodes 294 amino acids. Gene Ontology annotation, cellular component: mitochondrial inner membrane. The record is from RefSeq and is a predicted model, not a curated record. The transcript has 5 exons. Gene Ontology annotation, molecular function: ribosome binding. Lineage: Eukaryota; Metazoa; Chordata; Mammalia; Eulipotyphla; Soricidae.
AACUUCGGGGUGAAAGGUCGUAAAGAUGGCGCUGGCCGUGCGCUUGCUACCCCACUUGCUGCUGCGCCGCUCGCUGCCUGUCGAGGCGGCUCGAAGCUGGGGCCCUAGGGCGGCCGGUCGGAGGCAGUCGGUGGGGCCUGGACAUUGCUGCUUCUGUCUCCGCCGCCUGAACUCGGGAGCGAUUCUGUUUCCCUAUGGCGCCUGUGCCUCGGCCGCCGCGGCCCGGCUUGCUGCCCAGGAUCCCCGGCGUCGCCUGCUCCUCUCUGCGGGGCUGCCCGCCGCCUUCCCGGCUGCCCCCGCCUGUGCCCGUCGCGGCUACAGCACCGAAGAGCAGCAGUCUCCGCCACGGCAGAAAACCAAGAUGAUCAUUCUGGGCUUCUCCAACCCCAUCAACUGGGUGCGGACACGCAUUUACGCCUUUCUCAUCUGGGCCUAUUUUGACCCCGAGUUCAGCAUCGCUCAAUUCUCGGAAGGAGCCAAGCAGGCUUUUGCUCAUGUGUCCCAGUUGUUGUCACAGUGCAAAUUUGAUCUGUUGGAAGAACUGGUGGCCAAAGAGGUAUUGCAGGCAUUGAAAGAAAAAGUCACUUCACUCCCUGACAAUCAUAAAAAUGCCCUGGCUGCUGACAUAGAUGAAAUUGUUUACACAUCCACAGGAGAUAUUUCUAUUUACUAUGACGAUAAAGGAAGGAAGUUUGUUAACAUCCUGAUGUGCUUUUGGUAUCUAACCAGUGCCAAGAUCCCGAAUGAAACUAUAAGUGGAGCCAGUGUAUUCCAGGUUAAAUUGGGGGAUCAGAAUGUGGAAACUAAACAGCUUCUUAGUGCAAGCUAUGAAUUUCAAAGGGAAUUUACACAAGGCGUAAAACCUGACUGGACCAUUGCACGGAUUGAACACUCAAAGCUAUUAGACUAAUCUUUCUGGAAAAAUCAGGUUAUUGGACUAGAAGCAAUUACUCUUAAAAAAUUGAGGAAGAAAAAAAAUUUUCUCAUCAGUCAUUUUUCUUUUAUCGAGGUCUGUGGGUUACUUUUGUAUGACUUUAAAAUCUUCUUGUACUAUGUUGGCAUGGUUUAAUAAAGCAUUUUCCACAGAUUGGCAUCACCUUCUAAAAAGGGUUAAAUCAGAACCACUUAAAAUAGCAUUGUUGAUGUCAUACCCAAUAGUAUUCUAAUAUUCAUAUAUGUACAUACUAAUUUUAUAGACACAAUAAAGAUGUUGAACCAU